AGCUCAAUCAUCUCUCGUUCCCUCUAUCAUUUUGUUAUUUCUAUUUUUUCCGAUCGGAGAUUCAAUUCGUUGAAAAAAAAGUUGUUGAUUUGUAUCGUUUGAUCGAUUUUUUGGUGGAAUUUUGGUGGUGAGAUUGUUGUUAAUGGCUGGAAAUUGUUGUUUUGUCGUCGGGGAGACCGAACCGGGGGCGCCGGUGGAGCCGACGUCGCGAGGCUCUCGGCGGAGGAGGUUGGAUUUGCUUCCGUCGGUGAAGUUAGUCGCCGACUCGGCGGUUGCUCCGCCGCUGGAGAGCUGCCGGAAAAGGCAGAAAUGCGAGACUCCGUCGCCGGCGUCUUCGCCGUCUUCUUCUCCGUCGUCGGGGUUGGAUCUGGAGUUGAAAGAGACGAGAAAGAGUUCCUGGAGCUCGGAGCGAUUGGCCUCGGAGCCUAAUCCGAGAAACAAUUCAAAUCUCACUCCGAUUUCUGGUUUCGCUGAAGUAGAGAACGGUUUUGUUUCCGACGAGCCUAAGUUCGGCACGGCAUCGACUUGUGGGAGGAGAAGAGACAUGGAAGAUGCGUUAUCGAUUCAUCCGUCGUUUUACCGGAAAAACACUGACAAUCUUCAUUUCUUCGGAGUAUUCGACGGCCAUGGCUGCUCUCAUGUGGCUGAGAAGUGCCGAGAGCGGUUGCAUGAGAUAGUGAAGCAGGAGGUCGAAGUUUCCACGGUCGAGGAGUGGAAGGGAACGAUGGUGAAGAGCUUCCUGAGAAUGGAUAUGGAAGUCAGCGCGAUCAACUCCAACAGAGCUAACGGCGAGGAUCGGAACACGAUGUCGUGCAGAUGCGAGCUUCAGUCUCCUCAGUGCGACGCAGUCGGAUCCACCGCCGCCGUUGCCGUCGUCACACCGGAGAAGAUCGUCGUCUCCAACUGCGGCGACUCCCGCUCCGUCCUCUGCCGUAACGGCGUUGCCAUCCCUCUCUCCUCCGAUCACAAGCCGGAUCGACCCGACGAAUUGCUUCGGAUCCAACAAGCCGGGGGAAAAGUCAUCUACUGGGAUGGGCCUAGGGUUCUUGGUGUUUUAGCCAUGUCAAGAGCAAUCGGGGACAAUUACUUGAAACCGUUUGUGAUUCCGGACCCGGAGGUGACGGUGACGGAUCGUACAGAUGAAGACGAGUGCUUGAUCAUAGCCAGCGACGGUCUAUGGGAUGUGGUACCGAACGAGACGGCGUGCGGGGUGGCGCGCAUGUGCCUACGCGCGGCGGCGGAGGAAGGGCACAGCGCUUGUUCCGACGCGGCGAAGCUGCUGACGAAGCUGGCCCUGGCUAGGCAGAGUUCCGACAACGUCAGCGUCGUAGUCGUCGACUUGAGGAGAAACCGUACUUAGUAUUAGAAUAGGUGAUACUUACAAAUUAUAGUCGUUCGUAAGUUGCAAUUACUGAAUUAGUCUUUUUGAUUUUCUAUCACAAAUAGAUAUUGAAAACUUGUUGGUGCUGCAAGGCGAAUACAAGUAAAAACAUGUGAACUACCAGAGGAAGAGACAAACUCUUUCCCUCGACAACUUUGAAAUGAAAUUUUACUGCGUGGUAACAGCCUAUUAUGCUUGUCUAUGUUUACCUCUGUUCUCACUAGACCGGUUCAAACCAAACCGGUUAUUGUGAAUAAAUCAAGUGCUUUGUAAGCCAACAUCUGUCGUAGUUGUACAUCCGUUUCCUUUCGCUUC
Messenger RNA from Tarenaya hassleriana, 1696 nucleotides. Its product is annotated as protein phosphatase 2C 37-like. Gene Ontology annotation, molecular function: cation binding; protein serine/threonine phosphatase activity. Gene Ontology annotation, cellular component: cytosol; nucleus. Bases 143 to 1360 code for a protein of 405 amino acids. The transcript has 3 exons. The record is from RefSeq and is a predicted model, not a curated record. NCBI's taxonomy places the organism in Eukaryota, Viridiplantae, Streptophyta, Magnoliopsida, Brassicales, Cleomaceae. Gene Ontology annotation, biological process: protein dephosphorylation.